Solea senegalensis (Senegalese sole) is the source of this 2051-nucleotide messenger RNA. RefSeq names its product progestin and adipoQ receptor family member VI (gene paqr6). The transcript is spliced from 9 exons. Lineage: Eukaryota; Metazoa; Chordata; Actinopteri; Pleuronectiformes; Soleidae. The record is from RefSeq and is a predicted model, not a curated record. Gene Ontology annotation, molecular function: signaling receptor activity. Bases 517 to 1806 code for a protein of 429 amino acids. Gene Ontology annotation, cellular component: membrane.
GUUUACUCCCCACGUACUUGAGUUUAAAACACACAGCAAUCAUAUCAAUGUUUCCAUACACACACAGCUUAUGUUAUUAUGUGACUUUUUCAGGGACGAAAAUCCAGAAGUUCAUCAGUCCUGGGUUCUCAAAGUUCUUUUAAUGGAAACAAGGAAGCUCUGAAACCAGGAUCUCUUGUGUUCCUCUCUGUCCCCGUGGCCUCGUGCCCAACACUAACCGAGCACACACAGAAUAGCCAAUCCUCUGGCAGCAGGAUCAGUGCCACCCUGACUCACUGGAGACGCAGGGCACUUGUACCGGGUAUGGUGGGGGUGGGGAUGGGAAACCUCACUGACCCUCGCUGACGACGGUCCCUCUUUCUGGAAGCCCGUGAAGCGGUGAGGCUGCAGGGAGCUCGGAGAGGACGGAUGUAAAGGCUGCGGCGGGGACACGAUGAAGGCUUCAAACAUACAAACCCCCAUCAUUUUGUAAACGCGUGUCCCAGGGAGUGAAAAGUGUCUCAUCUGUUGGAGGCCAUGUCCAUGCAGGGGUCGGUGCUCGCUGUGGGGAAAUGUCUCGCCUGUUUGGAGUUCAUGCUGUUACCAGUGUGGCAGGGGAUCAGGGCCAGUAGUGGCAUUGGAGAUGGAUGGAGCCAGGGCUUGGGCCGAUGCUUGCGAUGGGAGCCCAGCAGCCCAGGACAAGGCCCUCGGAUGCCAGUGUUUGACUAUCCUGUCUGGUUGGUCCUCUGCCGCAGAGGACGCGCCAGGCUCAGGGAGGUCUGUCAAAGAGGGAGGGGUGUCAUCCGGCUGCCCGCAGAUAUCCUCCGCUUCAAACUUCCCCAGCUGUAUGACAACCAUCAGAUCCCCAAGGUGUUCAGAGAGGACAGCAUCAUCUCCGGAUACCGUCAUCCCAAGAGCUCAGCGCUGGACUGUGUCCUCAGCAGCUUUCACAUGAACAACGAGACGAUGAACAUCUGGACCCACUUCCUUCCAACAUGGUAUUUCCUGUGGCGUUUCUGUGUCCUCUGCUCUACGCUGAACUUCCUGACCGACAGCUACACCUGGCCGCUGCUGGUUUACAUGGUGCUCAUUUGCAUUUACCCCUUCACCUCCAGCUGUGCACACACCUUCAGCACCAUGUCCCCGGAGUCCCGCCACAUCUGCUACUUCUUUGACUACGGAGCGCUCAGCCUCUACAGCCUCGGUUGUGCCAUAAGCUACGGACACUACGUCAUACCAGACUGCUGGGUGAACAGUUUCGUCCAUCAACAUUUCGUGCCCAUCGCCGUUGGAAACGCGUUGUUUUGCACCAGUUUGUCCUGUUAUUCCAGGUUCCUGGAGUUGCAGUUCCCAAAGAGGAGUAAAGUUAUGAGGACCGUAGCGUUUAUCGUCCCGUUUAUAUUCGACACGGCGCCUCUGUUUUACAGGAUUGUUCUGUGCUGUGGAGGAAACUGCGGCUCCAGCAGCGCCUUGUCCAGUCACUGUUACCACCUCCUCUUCGCCUUCCUCACCUGCUUCCUGUUUACCGCCCACCUCCCGGAGAGGCUUGCCCCGGGGCGAUUCGACUACAUCGGCCACAGUCACCAGCUCUUCCACGUCAGCGCCGUGGUGGGAACCCACUUCCAGAUGGAGGGCGUGAUCGCCGACAUGAUGUCACGGCGGGCGUGGCUGGUGGGCCACGGAGCCACGCCCUCCUUCCUGAGCACCAUCGGCGUGCUCGUCGUCAGCUUCGCCCUCAACCUGGGCGUCAUCGGUAUCUUCAGCGCGCCGCUGCUGUGGAAGCCCGACCAGUCGCACGCUGCGGCGCGUGAGCGCAAGGAGCAGUGACGGCAUGCGCGCGCGCGUUUCACAGCGACAGGCACAAAAUGGCCGCUUCACUGUCCAGAUGAAAAGGUUUGGGCUGUUUAACAGUUUACAGUAGAUGUCGUUUAACAGGCACUCUGUGCCCAAACAGUUUACUAACAAAGUUACACAAGCGAGGUUUGUGUGUUUGCUGGGAAGCUGAAGACCCGCUCUCUCGUAUUAAAGGGGUAGUUCAGGGUGUUUUGUAAAACAAAAACAGAAACAUGUUU